AUGGGCUGGCUAUCCCAUCCUUUGGAAGAGCUGGAUAUCUACAAUUACCAGAACGCGACCCCAUUAAGCGAAGAGCUUGUGGAUCAGAUCACUGGUGUCGUCAAGAACUUGAGCUCUCUUCGUAUGGCCGUCGUGCAUGAACUUAUCCCCGCCUCUCCAGAGGGGGAGAUCCUGGUGGACCUAGAUGGGCUCCACUUCCCACAACUAGAGUUUCUGAGCCUAGGUCGAUUUUCCUUUGUGAAAGACGAACAGCUGGUCUGGAUUUUGGGCCAUUCCUCAACCUUGGAGGAACUCUAUCUCGACGAUUGCAGCAUCAUAUUUCACGCAAAGUUUUGCACCGAUGAAUACGAGCCAGAGAAAUGUGGUAUUUCUCAAUCCAAGUUGAAGAACACGGGUCACGAAUUGGCCACACACUUCUACUAUACCUAUCAAAGCCGCUGGCAUGAUUAUUUUACCGCCAUACAAGAGGGCCUUCCUCGUCUCCGCCGAUUCAAGAUAGGCGAAAGCAUCGAGUGGGCUGAGGAUUACACAAUUCCUCUCGAGGGAGAAGAAAGGUUAGUGCCUGGAUUGAUGGACGACCGGUAUAACGCUUUCGAUGGAGGACUCGGACCUUGUCAAUUUAUCACCCAGCAAGACUUUCAAGAUAUGAAGGAGGACGAAGGUGGACCUGCGUAUGAAGGGGUGGAGUGGCCUGGGUGCAACGAGGCCGACCGCGAUGCAUUGAAAGAGCUCUAUCGCAGCAUUGGUCAGUGGGUGGACUGCGGUCAUAUCAACCUCGAAUCUAGUCGUCACGUUGAAGAUUUGCUGCAAGUCGAAAGUUACCGUGGUCCUGUGAGGAUCAGGACAUGA
Molecule: messenger RNA, 849 nt
Organism: Penicillium argentinense
Lineage: Eukaryota; Fungi; Ascomycota; Eurotiomycetes; Eurotiales; Aspergillaceae
Exons: 2
Coding region: 1-849 (282 amino acids)
Source: RefSeq, a predicted model, not a curated record